Ceratitis capitata (Mediterranean fruit fly) is the source of this 2004-nucleotide messenger RNA. RefSeq names its product zinc finger protein 41. The transcript is spliced from 4 exons. NCBI's taxonomy places the organism in Eukaryota, Metazoa, Arthropoda, Insecta, Diptera, Tephritidae. The record is from RefSeq and is a predicted model, not a curated record. Bases 1 to 2004 code for a protein of 667 amino acids.
AUGGGCUUUAAGCAUACCAUGUUGCAACGUCUGCAAAACUACGAAGCUUAUCCCUCCACCAAAUCCACACCUAGCAGUAAUGCCUCCGAGUCGGGUGAUGAGCAGACAUCGCAACCUGCCUCCCAGGUCACCGAUUUCAGCAUUAGUCGCAUACUCGGCGUUGAAUCUCAACAGAAAACAGCUACCAGCAUCAGCACGGAUAUACUUGAUCUGUCGAAAUCAUCGCCUACCACACCAGAGCACAAAUCACCCGUGCCAAUAUUGAUGCGCCAGCAACCCGCCUAUCCCACACCCACCUAUCAGCCCUUUCAUCCCGACUUCUUGGCCGCUGCCGCCGCCGCAAAUGCAACAAAGUUCUACGCACAAUUCUUUCCGCAUAUGUUCGCUCCAUACACCUUACCUGCAUUUAAUGUGCCCCCCUCAACAGCAACAACUUACCAGAAGCAGCGUUACUUUGCGCCGUACAUACUAAACCCGCCGCCGGGCGCGUCCACAGCACCCACGUCGUGUGUUAACCCCCGCUCGACGUCGACUUUAUCGCAUCAACCACAUCCGACGCAUGCGCCACACUCGCCUGCAGCCGCGAAAACCCUGUGUCCACGCGCCGCAAGUUGCACGGAUUGCUUUGAUUUUUAUAAACAGUAUCCUGCUUAUGCGAAAUCGCCUUUGCCGUCGGUACCUUCUUCGCCUGCAUCGUCUACAUCCUCCGCUUGUCAUUCUUCGUUUAGCACAAAUUAUUUUAAAACCAAAUCAUCCGCCGAAAUCAAUCCUACUACGCUACUCAAAUCCUCGUCGAUCGCUCUCACAACCAUUGCAAAUUUUAAUCUAACAACAAAAACAACAAAGCUAUGUACGAGUAGUCCAACCUCCGUGGCGACUUUGAAUGCCGAAGAAGUGAGCUAUAAAUGCUGUAUCUGCGACAAGGUGUUCGGUUGCUCGCAAACUCUGCAGGCCCACGAAAAAACACAUAAAUCCCCACGCUAUGAGUGUACUGAUUGCGGUAAAGGAUUUUCACAGCUACGCAACUACAAAUACCACCUCUCAGUGCAUCGCGGCACCAAAGAGUUCGCCGCGGAGUGCCCGGAAUGCGGUAAAACAUUCAACGAUAAAGGCUACCUCAGCAGUCACAUGAAGAUCCAUCGCAACAAGAAGGAGUACGAAUGUCCCUACUGCCCCAAAUCGUUUAACCAACGCGUAGCGUUCAACAUGCACGUGCGCAUACAUACCGGCGUUAAGCCGCACAAGUGCGCCGAGUGCGGCAAGCGGUUCUCACGGAAAAUGCUACUCAAACAGCACAUGCGCACCCACAGCGGCGAGAAACCGUAUCAGUGCUCGGUAUGCGGGAAAUCAUUCGCCGAUCGCAGCAACAUGACACUCCAUCAUCGAUUGCAUUCAGGCAUUAAACCGUUUAACUGUCCCAUUUGUCCGAAAGCAUUCACCAAGAAGCAUCACCUCAAAACCCAUCUCAACUAUCAUACCGGCUGCAAGCCGUACGUCUGCCCGCAUCCCAAUUGCAAUCAGGCAUUCACACAGUCCAGCAACAUGCGUACACAUGCCAAGAAAUGUCAAUAUCGACCACUGCAAUUACCCUAUCCGGUCGCGUCAGCAGCGAGCAGUACAUCAAAUGCGAUUUCAUCAGCAACACCAUCCACAAUGACAUUACCCACUGCCGCGACAUCAUUAACACCAAUUGUGUCACGUCUCGGUAUGCCAACCGCGCCGCUAGUGAGUGGCAUUGGAACGAGUGCAAAUGCGGCACACAGUGCAGCGGCGUCGACGUUGACAAGCAGCACAACGGCAUCGUCACACAUUCCAAAUUUGUCCACAGCCCUGUCGGCUGGCAUGCGUAUGUUAUCCGCUGCAUCGACAGCAGUAGCAGCAGCAGGCGCAGUUACUUUGCCUAGCGGUACCACAUCCGGUGGCCACAAUGUGGCUGCACAACAGUCGCUUUUGCCAUUUCCGCCUGCGCAACAACCGUUAAUGGGCACACUGCGACCGUUUUAA